AUGCGGGUGCCUGGGGCGUGGAGAAUCAGCGUCGGCGGGGUCCCGAUGCCACCACCGCCCACCGGGGCGGCGCGGCGUGCGGAGAUCGCGCGUAUCCGCGCCUCCCUGCCCUCCAGCGUCUGCAUCGGCGACUCCACCCCUGCCUCUGGCCGCCUCGUCCUCGUCGCGCACAAGCCGGAGCCCGGCCUACCCCCGGAGUACGAGGAGAUAGCCCGGCGCGGCUUCUCCGACGACGAUGCCUUAUGGUGGGCGCGCGACGACUACCUCCGCGACGAGAUGGUCCGGCAGCGCCAGACCCUCGAGAAGAUAGCCGCCCGCAAACAUCAAUCAGGUUUUCUGAGCAUCGACUGCGGCCUGGAUGCCAAAUUCAGCGGGCGCAAGGACACCUACACAAACAUCGCCUACAUCUCUGACAGUCCGUACGUCGACGGCGGGGAGAACCACAGGGUGGCCGCCGACCAGGAGAGCUUUACUAACGACGUCUCCCUGCUAACGCUGAGGAGCUUCCCGCCCCCGUCCGGCCUACGGAAUUGCUACAACCUCCCCACGGAGAGCGGUGCCAAAUAUCUGGUCCGGAUGGAGUUCUUCCACGGCAGAUACGACGGCAAGAGCAGCCCGUUGUCGCUGCAGUUCGAGCUGCACCUGGGCACCAACUACUGGGACACGGUCACGCUCCAAGACACGACCGACGACUGGGUGUCGGAGGCAAUAUUCGUCGCGUGGUCCAGCUGGGUGACGGUGUGCCUGCUGAACACCGGCACCGGCACGCCGUUCGUCAACACGGUGGAGUUGAGGCCGCUCGGGGCCUCGCUUUACCCGGACGUCACCAUCGACGAGUCCAUAUCCACGUAUGGAAGGGGGAAUAUGGGGGGGAAUUUUACCAGGUAUGGCCGCCGCCCCGAGGACCUUGGCCCCCCGCAGAAGAGGCAGGGCAGCCAGGGCCCCGCCGCCACCUUCCUCAGCGGCGCCCCGGGCUUACCCGGCGGCGGCCUCAGGCAGCGGCGAGGGGUGAAGGGAGGGGAAAAGGAGGCGGCGGCGCUAGGGUUUCCCGACGAUCCAUAUGACCGCUACUGGGGUUCGGAAACCAGCUCAUCAUGGGCAAACCUUUCCACCAAAGAGCACAUCCAGCAGGACGACAACAGCGUCGCGGUACCCAUCCUUGUUCUUCAGACAGCCGUCAGUCCUAUAAACAAUGUCACCGUGCUAAACGUUGGUACAUGGAGAGCGUACAAAAGGUCCUUUGAGUUUAAGUUCUUCCUACACUUUACCGACAUCCAAAACACCCAGCUCCGGCUAUUCGACCUCUAUGUGAACGACGACCAGUGGUUGCAGACAUACAGCCCCCCGUACCUGGCCAUUUCUUAUAUGUAUUCUUCUGCCUGGAAUAAGACUACAGACGGCAAGUAUAAUAUCACUCUUGCAGCCAGCCCUACAUCCGUGCUGCCUCCGAUGAUCAAUGCAUACGAGGUUUACAACAACAUCCCCCACGACACUCCAAGGACGUCCACCAAAGACUGUGAGAUGCCUCCCCUCCUCCUUUUUAUAUAUUUCCAUACACUUGUUCAACCAGUUUCAACACAUGAUCCUCCCAAAGAGUCAGAGCUUCAGAGUGCUCUAGGAAGUACAAAAAGUCAUGGGGAUCACCUGCAAAAUACUGAGAAUCGUCGAUUCACGUACAUGGAGCUGCAAAAGUUUACUAAUAAGUUCGAACGGUUCAUUGGACAAGGAGGUUUUGGGCUCGUGUACUACGGUCGUUUAGAAGACAAUAGUGAGGUUGCUGUCAAGAUGCGUUCUGAAUCAUCGUCUCACGGGCUGGAUGAGUUCUUAGCCGAGGUUCAUAGCUUGACAACGGUGCAUCACAGAAAUCUAGUUUCUUUGGUUGGUUACUGCUGGGAAAAAGAUCAUUUAGCACUUGUUUAUGAGUACAUGCCUCGAGGCAAUCUUUGCGAUCAUCUGAGAGGUUUGUUCAUCCAUUGCAAAUCUAAACUACAAUCUUCGAUUAUUGUUAGCUUAAGAGAAUAUGUUAUAGAUUGUUUGCUUUUCAUUUCACUCAAGUUUUCUGGGACUUGCUUGAUAUGUUCAGGCCUGGAUUAUCUGCACAAGGGAUGCAGCCUGCCAAUAAUUCACAGGGAUGUGAAGACCAGCAAUAUUCUGUUAGGUCAAAAUCUGCGGGCGAAAAUAGCUGAUUUUGGACUCUGCAAAACCUAUCUUAGCGAAACACAGACUCACAUAUCAACCAAUGCGGCUGGAUCAGCGGGUUACUUUGACCCAGAGUAUGUCCCUUUGCUCACUGAGAGCAGUGACGUUUACAGCUUCGGUGUUGUUCUACUGGAGAUAGCUACUGGCGAGCCUCCGAUACUGCCAGGCCAUGGCCACAUUGUUCAGCGCAUGAAACAGAAGAUGGCCACAGGUAACAUCACCUCAGUCGCCGAUGCAAGGCUCGGUGGUGCCUACGAGGUUACCUCCAUGUGGAAACUAGUCGACACUGCCAUUGCAUGUACAGCAGAUGCUGCUGUUGGAAGGCCAACAAUGGCAGCCGUGGUGGCACAGCUGAAGGAGAGCAUUGCAUUGGAAGAAGCCCGUGUGGACAGCGCUGUCAGGGUAAGCCCAGUGAGUGAUACCGUGGCCUUAGUGUCCACAUUUAGCCCAUCGGCAAGGUGAAGCAGUGACUAUACCCGGAUUGGUCUCAUGGCAUCGUUGAUGGAUCUGUAAAGUUUUUAGUUUCUGCCAAAAACAAGAUGUGUUUGUAUUAUAAUGGUGUAUUUUUUCUGUCUUUCUGGAUAUUUCCUUGUGUUAAACCAAACAUUAGUGUGUUGUGCUUAUAAAGAGUAUGGUGCAAUUGGUUUGCUUCUAUUUGUGCAAGCAAUGACAGAGGGUGAAAUUGCGGCCCCAGGUAUAGAACUCCUGAAUUGGCGGCUAGGGAGUGGUGCACGUCAUAGUGGCUGGUGCGCUGGAUCUCUCAAAUCUGGACGCGAGGAGUUCGUGCCAAGGCGAAAGCCUAGCGCGAUGGCGGGAAAUACACCCUUCCUGAAGGCGCCGAUGCAGAUUCUUCUCCUCUUCCCUGGUGCUCCGGGUAAAGAGAAAAACUCCAUGGUUCUCUGCACUUCCAUACGGGUGUGGACAGACCCUGUCGACCAACGAGUGCCUACAGUCACCCCGGACCUGCACGAAGUCGUGCCAACGUAGGUACUCAGAAGAGACAAGGAAUCAGAUAGUGAAGGAAUGAAGGUUGUUGGAGUGGAGUGUCAAACUCACAUCUUUGGGAACCAAUGAAGGCUGCUAGAUGAGCAGAAAAGAUGCAAGGAGCCACUAGGGAAGAGCCUCUUAUAGAAUGAUA
Triticum urartu is the source of this 3337-nucleotide messenger RNA. RefSeq names its product LRR receptor-like serine/threonine-protein kinase IOS1. The record is from RefSeq and is a predicted model, not a curated record. Lineage: Eukaryota; Viridiplantae; Streptophyta; Magnoliopsida; Poales; Poaceae.